This is a messenger RNA of Lemur catta (Ring-tailed lemur), 3282 nucleotides long. Its product is annotated as endoplasmic reticulum transmembrane helix translocase-like. Lineage: Eukaryota; Metazoa; Chordata; Mammalia; Primates; Lemuridae. Gene Ontology annotation, biological process: intracellular calcium ion homeostasis; extraction of mislocalized protein from ER membrane. The record is from RefSeq and is a predicted model, not a curated record. Gene Ontology annotation, cellular component: endoplasmic reticulum membrane. Gene Ontology annotation, molecular function: ATP binding; membrane protein dislocase activity; P-type ion transporter activity.
AUGACUGGCCUCUGGCAGGAGUGUGACCCCAGCAAAGCGACCUUUGUGAAGGUGGUACCAACCCCCAACAAUGGCUCCACCGAACUCGUGGCCCUGUACUGCGACAAGGGCGAAGACGGGCUUGAGGUGCUGUCCUUUGAAUUCCAGAAGAUUAAGUAUUCCUACGAUGGCCUGGAGAAGAAGCAGUUCCUCCCUGUGGCCUUCCCGUCGUACUAUCAGGGCAACAGAGGGUUCCAGGAAGACUCAGAGAUCCGAGCAGGUGAGAAGAAAUUUGGGAGCAACAAUUUAGUUUACCCCAAACCUGCCUGCUGGCAGGAACCCCCAGAGGGCCUGGAGCCCUUGCCUUGUGGCGUGAAACCCCGAGUGUGCCACCCUUGGCGGGAGCUGGCCCGCGGCCCCUUCCCAGUAACAGCUGGCUGGCUUCUAUUCCAGCAGUUUUUAGGAAUUCCCAGCUUCAGUGGGGGUGGGGCUCAGACUCCAUCUUUUGGGCCCCUGGGGGAAUUUGCAGCCAGUAUCCAGCUGCCCAGGCCUCCUCUGUGCGACUUCAAGGCCUUGCGGAACAUGUGGGAGAUCCGGAGGAUGGGCAACAAGCCCCACGUGAUCCAGGUCUACCGAAGCCGCAAGUGGAGGCCCACCGCCAGCGACGAGAUUGUUCCCGGGGACAUCGUCUCCAUCGGCCGCUCCCCGCAGGAGAACCUGGUGCCCUGCGACGUGCUGCUGCUGAGGGGCCGCUGCAUUGUGGACGAGGCCAUGCUCACUGGGGAGUCGAUGCCGCAGAUGAAGGAGCCACUCGAAGACCUCAGCCCAGACCGGGUGCUGGACCUCCAGGCUGACUCCCGGCUCCACGUCAUCUUUGGGGGCACUAAGGUGGUACAGCACAUCCCCCCACAGAAAGCCACCGCAGGCCUGAAGCCGGUCGACAACGGGUGUGUGGCCUACAUCCUGCGGACUGGAUUCAACACGUCCCAGGGCAAGCUGCUGCGCACGAUCCUCUUUGGGGUCAAGCGGGUGACCGCAAACAACGUGGAGACCUUCAUCUUCAUCCUCUUCCUCCUGGUGUUUGCCAUCGCUGCUGCCGCCUACGUGUGGAUUGAAGGCACCAGGGACCCCAGCCGGAACCGCUACAAGCUGUUUCUGGAGUGCACCCUCAUCCUCACCUCGGUCGUGCCCCCUGAGCUGCCCAUCGAGCUGUCCCUGGCCGUCAACACCUCCCUCAUCGCCCUGGCCAAGCUCUACAUGUACUGUACGGAGCCCUUCCGCAUCCCCUUUGCUGGGAAGGUCGAGGUGUGCUGCUUUGACAAGACGGGAGCCUUGACCAGUGACAGCUUGGUGGUACGCAGCGUGGCUGGGCUGAGAGAUGGGAAGGAGAUGACCCCCGUGUCCAGCAUCCCAGUACAAACACACCGGGCCCUUGCCACAUGCCACUCCCUCGUGCAGCUUGAUGACGGCACCCUCGUGGGUGACCCCCUCGAGAAGGCCAUGCUGACCGCUGUGGACUGGACACUGACCAAAGAUGAAAAAGUAUUCCCCAGAAGUAUUAAAACUCAGGGGCUGAAAAUUCACCAGCGCUUUCAUUUUGCCAGUGCCCUGAAGCAGAUGUCUAUGCUUGCCUCGUACGAGAAGCUGGGCUCCACUGACCUCUGCUACAUCGCAGCCGUGAAGGGGGCCCCCGAAACCCUGCACUCCAUGUUCGCCCAGUGCCCGCCCGACUACCACCACAUCCACACUGAGAUCUCCCAGGAAGGAGCCCGCGUCCUGGCACUGGGGUACAAGGAGCUGGGGCACCUCACCCACCAGCAGGCCCGGGAGGUCAAGCGCGAGGCCCUGGAGUGUGGCCUCAAGUUCGUCGGCUUCAUCGUGGUUCCGCUCAAGGCCGACUCCAAAGCCGUGAUCAGGGAGAUCCAGAACGCGUCCCACCGGGUGGUCAUGAUCACAGGAGACAACCCGCUCACUGCCUGCCACGUGGCCCAGGACAAGGCCCACACGCUGAUCCUGCAGUCUCCCUCGGAGCAAGGCCGACCGUGCGAGUGGCGCUCCAUCGACGGCAGUAUUGUCCUGCCCCUGGCCCAGGGGUCCCCGAAGGCGCUGGCCCUGGAGCACGCGCUGUGCCUCACAGGCGAUGGCCUGGCCCACCUGCAGGCAGCCAACCCCCAGCAGCUGCCCCGCCAACCCCACGUGCAGGUGUUCGCCCGAAUGGCCCCCACACAGAAGGAGUUCGUCAUCACCAGCCUGAAGGAGCUGGGCUACGUGACCUUCAUGUGCGGGGACGGCACCAACGACAUGGGUGCCCGGAAGCACGCUGAUGUGGGUGUGGCGCUCCUGGCCAAGGCCCCUGAGCGGGUUGUUGAGCAGCGACGGCGGCCCCGGGACAGCCCCACCCUGAACAACAGUGGCAUCAGGGCCACCUCCAGGACAACCAAGAAGUCGGGGCUCCCACCCCCUGAGGAGCAGCCAGCCUCACAGAAGGACCGUCUGAGCCAGGUGCUUCGUGAUCUCGAGGACGAGAGCACGCCCAUCGUGAAGCUGGGGGACGCCAGCAUCGCCGCGCCCUUUACCUCCAAGCUCUCGUCCAUCCAGUGCAUCUGCCACGUGAUCAAGCAAGGCCGCUGCACACUGGUGACCACACUGCAGAUGUUCAAGAUCCUAGCGCUCAACGCCCUCAUCCUGGCCUACAGCCAGAGCGUCCUCUACCUGGAGGGAGUCAAGUUCAGCGACUUCCAGGCUACCUUGCAGGGGCUGCUGCUGGCUGGCUGCUUCCUCUUCAUCUCCCGUUCCAAGCCCCUCAAGACCCUCUCCCGAGAGCAUCCCCUACCCAACAUCUUCAACCUGUACACGAUCCUCACCGUGAUGUUCCAGUUCUUCGUGCACUUCCUGAGCCUUGUCUACCUGUACAGGGAGGCCCAGGCCCGGAGCUCUGAGAAGCAAGAGCCGUUUGUGGACCUGUACAAGGAGUUUGAGCCAAGCCUGGUCAACAGCACCGUUUGCAUCAUGGCCAUGGCCAUGCAGAUGGCCACCUUUGCCAUCAACUACAAGGGCCCGCCCUUCAUGGAGAGCCUUCCCGAGAACAAGCCCCUGGUGUGGAGCCUGGUAGUGACCCGGGCUAUCAGCCUGCUCCUUGGCUCCUCCCCCGACUUCAAUAGCCAGUUUGGCCUCAUGGACAUCCCUGUGGAGUGUGUGCUGGGGGAGGGGUGUGCGGUGGAGGGAAACCGGAUCCCCCCAGAAACUCCAAGGCUGACCCCGCUCUUUGAGUGGCUCCCACUGCCUGUCUGGGGCCAGGGCUAG